AUGGCGCCGCCACGCAAGCGGACGAAAAUCGAAAAGGCUAGGCAAUGGCUGCAUGGCGGUGGAGUAACAAGGGAAGACUCCGACGACGAGUUGGGCCUGGAAGAUUACCCGUGGGAGUGGAUAUACGAAGAGGAAGAGCAGAACGAUGCAGGACAACAGCUGGGAAAGCAGAAUGGUGCAACAAAGAAGAGAGCGAGGCAUGCUUCAUCGCCUUCCCCUACCACCGGGAGACAAAUUAUAGGAGCACGGAUGGGCAAAUUCACCUGCCGGAUUGGAGAUACCGUGCUUCUGAAGGCCGACGGGAACGAGGCAUGGGUGGGGAUCAUAUGUGAUUUCUUAUGGAAGGAGAACGAUAAUGGAGUGAUGCAAAAGCACGCCAACUUCAUGUGGUUCUCCACACCAAGGGAGAUACGCAAUAAAGUCAAGAAACGGGACGAUGCGCUAGAGAACGAAUUGUACAUCACGCCCUCAUGGGACGAUAACGAACUGACCACCGUCAACGGCACCGCUCAAGUUGUCUCACCAAAAGCUUUUCACGCUAGGUUUCCUAACGGCAAGGUCCCUCGCAACCACAAGGACUAUGGCAAGGUCUUCGUGUGCAGAAGAGGGUGUAACACAAGAACGGCAACGUACACAGAAGAAUUCGUGUGGGAUGAGAUAUAUCAUGGUGAGGAGGACAUCGCUGCCCUUAUGGAACGAGUCAAGAGCCAGACCAAAGCGACGCGCAAACGUCGCAAGACCGAGAAAAAGGAUCUCGACGAAUUCGUCGUCGGAGAGGACGGAGACGAGGGGGUCCCAAAAACGCCUCGCAAACGCCGGAAAGUCGAUGGUAUAAGCACACCAACUUCCAAACGCAAAGACCUUACACCUCGCAAGUUCAUGACACCAACCCACAAACGCAUCGUGCUCAAGAAGCCUCUUGAGUUCACACCCCUAGGUACCCGCGUACUCUCUCCAUCCGCCCUCUCUUCCCCGUUUCAGAUUGCAAGAACCCAACUCCAUGUCUCCUCUGUGCCCGCUACGCUCCCCUGCCGAGAAGAAGAAUUCUCCACCGUCUACUCCCACCUCGAAGCCGCAAUAACCGAUGGCUCGGGUUCCUGCAUCUACAUCUCCGGUACGCCUGGCACAGGUAAAACCGCUACUGUUCGAGAAGUCGUGGCGCAGCUCAACGCAUCUGUACUCGCCGAAGAACUGGACGACUUCAUCUUCGUCGAGAUCAAUGGCAUGAAAGUCACCGACCCGCACCAGUCCUACUCCUUACUCUGGGAGGCCCUGCGAGGCGAUCGUGUCAGCCCGUCCCACGCCCUCGAACUACUCGAGCGUGAAUUCUCAGCGCCCAGUCCCAGAAGAGUACCGUGUGUAGUCCUAAUGGACGAGCUCGACCAACUCGUCACCAAGAACCAAAGCGUGAUGUACAACUUCUUCAACUGGCCUUCCCUGCGCCACAGCCGCCUGAUCGUGCUCGCUGUGGCCAACACUAUGGAUCUGCCCGAGCGGACGCUCUCGAACAAGAUCAGCAGUCGAUUGGGCUUGACCCGUAUCACGUUUCCGGGCUACACGCACGAGCAACUGAUCACCAUCAUCCGGUCGCGCCUCGCAAACGUACCAGGAAACAUCGUCCACCCAGACGCCAUCCAGUUCGCCUCCCGCAAAGUAGCCGCCGUAUCUGGAGAUGCGCGUCGCGCUCUCGACAUUUGCCGGCGCGCUGUCGAGAUCGCCGAAACCGAGGCACUCUCGAUCAAAGAGAUUGACAAUGACAACGACGAUGUUGACGACCUCGCGCCAGCCACCCCCAGCAAGACCGGCCGCGGUAAACCAAGGGCUUCCACAGGACCCCAGCAAGACCCGCCACCAAAGCCAAUCCCCACCGUCACAAUCGCCACCAUCAAACGCGCCAUCCACGAAGCGACCUCCAGCCCUCUCCAACAACACCUCCGCUCCCUCCCCCUCUCCUCCAAACUCUUCCUCGCCGCCCUCCUCGCCCGUAUCCGCCGCACCGGCAUCAGCGAAGCCGUGCUCGGCGACGUGGUCGACGAGGCGAGGCGGCUUGGCCUAAUGAGUCAGCUCUUGCCUUUGCAUGAGUAUCUGCUGGCUGAAGGGUCUGCACCGUCUGAGACGGAAAAGGAGAACAGGGAGAAGAGUGGUGGAGGGGCGAAGACGCGAGGCGCGAAACAGCUGGAGGCGAAGGUGCCCAGGGCGCUGGGGAUGGGGAGGGCGGCGGUAGAGUUGAUGGAGGCGGGGGUUGUGGGGUUGGAGUGUCGGAGGGGGGAGAGGGUAGGGAGGGUCAGGUUGGCGGUUGGGGAGGAGGAGGUAAGGCUCGCGUUGAGGGAAGAUGUUGAGGUUAAGGGCUUGGGGCUUGGGGGUUGA
Messenger RNA from Coniosporium apollinis CBS 100218, 2367 nucleotides. RefSeq lists its product as uncharacterized. Gene Ontology annotation, biological process: mitotic DNA replication checkpoint signaling; DNA replication initiation. The record is from RefSeq and is a predicted model, not a curated record. Gene Ontology annotation, cellular component: nuclear origin of replication recognition complex. Lineage: Eukaryota; Fungi; Ascomycota; Dothideomycetes. Gene Ontology annotation, molecular function: ATP binding; ATP hydrolysis activity; chromatin binding. Bases 1 to 2367 code for a protein of 788 amino acids. The transcript has 2 exons.